Zonotrichia albicollis (white-throated sparrow) is the source of this 2632-nucleotide messenger RNA. RefSeq names its product macrophage immunometabolism regulator (gene MACIR). Gene Ontology annotation, biological process: negative regulation of fibroblast migration; negative regulation of cytokine production involved in inflammatory response. The record is from RefSeq and is a predicted model, not a curated record. Lineage: Eukaryota; Metazoa; Chordata; Aves; Passeriformes; Passerellidae.
AAGAGAUGGUUGCUAGAUCCAUUCUUACAGGCAUAUACGACGCAAGAAUGGUAUAGGGGACUAAUGCUUAUUAAACCACCCUGAGGACAGCUGAAAAACACCGAGGCUCACGCCGAGAAGGGAGGCGGCGCUCCGAAUGGCCUGGAUGUACUGCACGGAGCCGCAGCCACGCUCCGCCCUCAGCCCGGCGCCGGGUGGGCCCGGGGAACUGGAGCGCCCCGCGCACCGCCCCCGGCAGCUGCUGCCGCGCGGACCCCGCCGCGCUGGGCCGCAGGAGCAAAGCUUUGUGUUUAAAAUGGAAGUUGAUGUGACUGGAGAGUCCAGAACUACCCUCUCCACCCUCUCUGUGCCUCUUGCAGACGUGAGUUCUGCAGCCAGGACGGAAGCAGAAAAGCCACGCUGUUCCAGCACCCCCUGCUCACCAUUGAGGCGGACAGUUGCAGGAUAUCAGAUCCUUCACAUGGAUUCUAACUACCUGGUUGGCUUUACAACUGGAAAGGAACUGCUAAAAUUAGCCCAUAAGUAUAUUGGAAGUGAAGAGAAUAAAGGAGAAUCUGGUCCUAACUUGGGCUCCAAACAUCUUGAUUCAGGACUUUCACGUUCCUCGCGUUUGUACAAAACUAGAAGUAAGUACUUCCAGCCCUAUGAGAUCCCAGCAGUAAAUGGAAGAAGGAGGAGACGGAUGCCCAGCUCUGGGGAUAAAUACAAUAAAGCUUUACCAUAUGAACCUUACAAACCACUUCAUGGUUCCCUGCCUCUCUGCCUUUUGAAAGGUAAAAGGGCUCAUUCAAAAUCCCUAGACUACCUCAAUUUAGACAAAAUGAGCAUUAAGGAACCUGCUGACACAGAAGUGCUACAAUACCAGCUCCAACACCUUACUCUUAGAGGGGAUCGUAUGUUUUCAAGGAAUAGCACAUGAGCUAUCAUCUCAAAUUUAGAAAUUAUUUCUGAUCUUUUGUCUCUUGCUGCAGAAAUCCACUGUUGAAGUGAGUACAUAACUGUUCACAUUGUAGGUGGUUUUAUCAGCUCAGUGUUACCAGGAAGUAAUUUAUUUGAAUACAGUCUGGGCAAUGAAGUGUUCUGCAAAUACUUGGAGAGUGAAAUCUUUCCUGAUCCAGCAGCUUCUGAUGCAGAUUUGACUGCAACUAGUGGAUAUUUCUUUGGACACAUUUUAACAAAAAAAAAAAAGCUUUUGAUUUUUGGGAUUUUUUUUCUGUACUGCUACAUCUAGUGUUUUCAGUAAUUCAAUACUGAAAAAUUUGUGGUGUCUGCUUGGUUGUUUCUAAUUUUGACUUGAUAUUAGAAACUGCUCUUGGAUUAUUACCCAAGGAGGGUUUUUUUUGUUUACUUUUUGUUCCUGUAGUAAAAUAUAUGUGGUUUUCUUGCAGCAUGGACAAGAAAGUGAGCUUGACUGGAUGAACCAGUUGCUAUUUAAACAAUCCAAUUCAUACAUUUUGAGACUGCGCUUGUACUAGUGAUCUGGGUGAGAUUUAUUCGUAAAAGAAAUGUUUGCUACUUGAAUCCUAUCAAAACUGAUUUUUUAGUUUCUGCAUUGAAGUAAUUGCUUUGUCCUUUUUAUUCUAUAGAACAUGUUCAGAAUAAAUCUUUAAGUUAUUUAAAGCAAAUCUUUCAAGAAAUAAAGUGAUUUUUUGUUUGUUUUUUGGGGUUUUUUUUUGUUAGAUUUUGUUUUUACAUUGUUUAGAGACAGAAAAUGGAAUGUCUGUACUGGUAUGUUGGUAAUGUUUUUGAUUUUAAUUUGUGAUUUUCAUUUCAUCUGUAGUAGCAGAAGGUAUCAACUUCAGCAUAGCUUUGGAAAUUUUUGUUUACUUGAAGCACUGAACACAAGCUCUGAAGGGCAGAUUUUUUUUCUUGACAAGAGUGAAAGUGAAAUAUUUCUUGUCAGUGUUGAAGAGAUGAUCUUGAAUUUUACAGCAGAAUAAUGCACUGGUUACUUUUGUUAAUAAGUUUUUAUCCAAAUAUGACAUCAAAUGCAGUUUUGACAGCUGUAUUUCUAGAUGUGUUUGGAACAUUUUGUUUAAUUAGUGUUUAUUUUACUUUAGUUUAAAAAUGGAAGUUUUCAUACUGUAUUUUUUUAGAUGCAGUCUUGUACUGAAGCAGUACAUAACUUGAUUUUUUUCCUGAUGACCUCUGCAGAAGUUAAAAAUAAUUUCAUAUUGCUUUGAAGCAUAAAUUAUUUGAUCAGUUUUUUCUGAUAGGGUCAAGAUUUUUUUUGCUUGUUUGUUUAUCACUCAGAAUUACUAGAAAGCACUAGUUAGUGCAUGUGCUCUGGGAAAUGAAGAGUUCUUAUGCUGUUGCUCUACAGUUUAAGUGAAGGUAGCCCACUAGUGAGCAUUUUGUAGUUUGGUUAUCUUUUAUAGUUUUAUUAGAAAAUACAAAAAAACACCAAUGUGUAUUUUUCAAAGUUAACUGCACUGGUGUAAAUUUAAUGCAUUUAAGAUUGAUCUUGAAAGUAAAGUCUUCCUAUUAGUCUUUAGUUUGAAAAACAGAAUACGGUCAAAUGCCAAAGAGCUGGUGGGUUAUUUAAGGAAUAAACACUACUACUACUGUUUAUUGAAAUAUGAAAUUAAUUUGUAUUUCUGGCUGAAAAAUAAAAAAGGUAUUAUAAACAGUU